AUUGGCCAGACGGCUGGGCUUCACUGACCUCCCCUCAAGCGGAUAACAGAACCGGUGAGUGCAAGCUCCGGAGCGUCAGGAUAAGAAAAGAGCGCGGCGGCAGGCAGCUCCUCCUGCGGCUGCGAGCGCCCGUCCAUGGCGUCCCUCUCCCCUUCCCUCCACCUCCCCUGCAAUUCAAGAACUGGUUUCCUUGGAAAGACACAUGGGAUUCGUCCUCGUGUUCUCCCUGCUGGAAGAGUCGGAUUUGUCAGAACAGUAGUGGAAUGCAAGGAAUCUAGAAUUGGAAAGCAACCCAUCGAAGUCCCAUCAAAUGUUACUCUCACAUUAGAGGAGCAAUUUGUCAAAGCUAAGGGUCCGCUUGGGGAGUUAUCUCUAAGCUUUCCAGGUGAUGUGAAGAUUGUGAAAGAAGAAUCUGGUAUGCUGAGAGUUUAUAAGACUGCAGAGACCAAGAGGGCAAACCAGAUGCAUGGACUUUUCAGAACACUGACAGACAACAUCAUCGUUGGUGUGUCCAAAGGAUUCGAUAAGAAGCUUCAGUUAGUGGGUGUCGGGUAUCGUGCAGCGGUGGAGGGCAACGAUCUCGUGAUGAACCUGGGAUUCUCCCACCCUGUUCGGAUGGCCAUUCCUGAAGGCCUGGCGGUCAAGGUGGAAGAGAACACGAGGAUCACCGUGAGUGGCUACGACAAGAGCGCGAUCGGUCAGUUUGCUGCCACUAUCAAGAAGUGGAGGCCACCUGAGCCAUACAAGGGAAAGGGUAUCAGAUAUAUGGAUGAGGUUGUCAGAAGGAAGGAAGGAAAAGCUGGGAAGAAGAAAUAGAAAGUGUUUGUUAUUUUUGGCCCGUUUCAUACUUCAUUUCAUUUUUCCCACUGUAAUGAUCUUCGUCUGCUAAGGCUGAACCUAAGAAAAAUCUUGUUCUGUGCUGAUCAUGGCUUAUAGAUGUACACUUUGAGCAUCC
Messenger RNA from Sorghum bicolor (sorghum), 955 nucleotides. Its product is annotated as 50S ribosomal protein L6, chloroplastic. Bases 136 to 816 code for a protein of 226 amino acids. The record is from RefSeq and is a predicted model, not a curated record. Gene Ontology annotation, cellular component: ribosome. Lineage: Eukaryota; Viridiplantae; Streptophyta; Magnoliopsida; Poales; Poaceae. Gene Ontology annotation, biological process: translation. The transcript is spliced from 3 exons. Gene Ontology annotation, molecular function: structural constituent of ribosome; rRNA binding.